Messenger RNA from Pygoscelis adeliae (Adelie penguin), 5327 nucleotides. RefSeq names its product polycystic kidney disease 2 (autosomal dominant) (gene PKD2). NCBI's taxonomy places the organism in Eukaryota, Metazoa, Chordata, Aves, Sphenisciformes, Spheniscidae. The annotation marks the transcript as partial. Gene Ontology annotation, biological process: detection of mechanical stimulus; release of sequestered calcium ion into cytosol; potassium ion transmembrane transport. The transcript has 15 exons. Gene Ontology annotation, molecular function: voltage-gated sodium channel activity; signaling receptor binding; potassium channel activity. The record is from RefSeq and is a predicted model, not a curated record. Gene Ontology annotation, cellular component: membrane.
UGGGCCAAGCGCCUGGCGCGGCGACUGCGAGGUCUGUGGGGGACCAGGCUCAUGGAAGAAAGCAACACCAGCAGAGAACGAUAUCUGAAAAGUGUUUUACGGGAGUUGGUUACGUACAUGGUUUUCCUUGUGGUCUUAUGUGUCCUGACUUAUGGGACAGUGAGUUCCAGUAUGUACUAUUACACAAGGGUUAUGUCGCAGCUCUUCCUGGAAACACCUGUAUCAAAAAUGGAGAAAACUGAUUUCAAAACUUUGUCCACAAUGGAUGACUUCUGGAAGUUCACAGAAGGCCCUUUACUGGAUGGUCUUUACUGGGAGAUGUGGUACAACAACAAAACCAUGGCAGAAAACAAAAGCUUCAUUUAUUAUGAGAACCUGCUCCUAGGGGUGCCUCGCAUUCGGCAGCUGAAAGUGAGAAAUGGUUCGUGCUCAAUACCUGAAGAUUUAAAGGAUGAAAUCAAAGACUGCUAUGAUGUCUAUUCUGUAGCUAAUGAAGAUACUGCUCCUUUUGGACUUCGAAAUGGAACAGCUUGGACGUACACCAAUGAGAAGGAUUUGAAUGGGAGCAGCCACUGGGGCUUGAUUGCCACAUACAGUGGGGCUGGUUAUUACCAAGACCUCUCAAGGACCAGAGAAGUGACAGCUGUGCAGAUUGCUAGCCUUAAGAAGAACCUGUGGCUGGACAGAGGGACCAGAGCAGCUUUCAUUGAUUUCUCCGUAUACAAUGCAAACAUCAACCUAUUCUGCGUUGUCAGGUUGUUAGUGGAGUUUCCAGCGACUGGAGGCCUUGUUACGUCUUGGCAGUUUCAGCCAGUGAGGCUGAUUCACUACAUCUCCACUUUUGAUUUUUUCCUGGCAGCCUGUGAAAUGGCAUUUUGUCUUUUUGUUUUUUAUUAUAUGGUGGAAGAGAUCUUAGAAAUUCACAUUCAUAGACUGCACUACUUCAGAAGUCUCUGGAAUUGCCUUGAUAUCCUUAUCAUUGUGCUCUCUGUGGUAGCUAUAGGAAUUAGCAUCUAUAGGACAUCAACUGUUGAUAUGCUCCUGAAGAAGCUGCUGGAAGAUCAGAACUCGUUCCCCAAUUUUGAACCUUUGGCAUAUUGGCAAAUGCAAUUCAACAACAUUGCUGCAGUCACUGUGUUUUUUGUCUGGAUUAAGCUUUUCAAAUUUGUUAACUUCAACAGAACAAUGAGUCAGUUAUCCACUACCAUGUCUCGCUGCGUCAAAGAUGUCAUUGGCUUUGCUAUUAUGUUUUUUAUUAUUUUCUUAGCAUAUGCUCAGUUGGCCUAUCUUGUCUUUGGCACUCAAAUCGAUGACUUCAGCACUUUCCAGGACUGCAUAUUUACUCAGUUCCGCAUCAUUUUGGGAGACUUCAACUUCACAGAGGUUGAAGAAGCUAAUCGAAUUUUGGGACCAAUUUAUUUCACUACAUUUGUGUUCUUUAUGUUCUUCAUUCUUUUGAACAUGUUUUUGGCCAUUAUCAAUGAUACAUACUCUGAAGUCAAAUCAGAUAUGGCACAACAGAAGGCAGAAAUGGAACUGUCUGACCUUAUCAGAAAGGGCUACAACAAAGCCAUGAUCAAACUUAAAUUGAAGAAAACUACUGUUGAUGACAUUUCAGAAAGUCUGAGACAAGGUGGGGGAAAACUAAAUUUUGAUGAACUCCGGCAAGAUCUAAAAGGGAAGGGGCACACAGAUGCAGAGAUUGAAGCAAUAUUUACAAAAUAUGACCAGGAUGGGGACCAGGAAUUGACAGAGCAUGAACAUCAGCAGAUGAGAGAUGACCUGGAAAAAGAGAGGGAGGAUCUGGACCUGGAUAGGAGCUCUCUGCCACGUCCUCUGAGCAGCCGCAGCUUCCCCCGGAGCUUGGACGACUCCGAGGAGGAUGAGGAUGAAGACAGCGGACACAGCUCCAGGAGGAGGGGCAGCAGCUCUAGUGGGGUUUCCUAUGAAGAGUUCCAAGUACUCAUGAGGCGGGUAGAUCGCAUGGAGCAUUCUAUCGGCAGUAUUGUCUCCAAGAUCGAUGCAGUUAUUGUGAAGCUUGAAGCAAUGGAGAGAGCCAAACUAAAAAGGAGAGAUGUGUUGGGAAGACUGUUAGAUGGAGUGACAGAGGAUGAAAGACUGGGUCGUGACAAUGAAAUCCACAGGGAACAAAUGGAGCGACUUGUGCGAGAGGAGUUGGAGCGAUGGGAAUCAGAUGAUACGGCAUCCCAAAUGAGCCAUCGGUUGGGAACGCCACUUGGACUGAAUGGCCAGCCUCGUUCAAGGAACUCUCGGCCAUCUUCCUCCCAGUCGGAUGGUAUUGAUGGGGGAGGAGGAAAUGGGGGGAAUAACAUCCAUGUGUAGGAUUAACUUUGUAGGUGAUUCUAAACAUUUCAGGUCAGUAUUAAGCCAGCAAAUACACUGCUCCACUGUUUCCCAGUAUGAGGUGAUCGUCCUGAUCAGACCACUAAGGACAAUUUUCACUGGUGGGCAAAAGUAAAUAUUCUCUUCAUAAGGCAUUUUCAGACCUAUGUAAGCCAUGUGUCACAUUCAAGUUACCAACAGUGAGACUGUCACCCUUGGAAACGAAAAUGCAGGAGACAGAAUGGAAACCAGGUGUGACAAAAUCUACCUGGACAGAAUUUUGGUUCCAUACAUGUAUUUUGGGGAACACUUUCACGAGGGCAGCAAGCUUCAGACAAAAUAAUGUGCUGUGGCUAAAACACUCAAAUGAAAGGCUGAGUUUUCUGCUUUCUAUUGGAAAAUAUGAUUUUUAAAUGCUUUUAAAAGCAAUUUUUAAAAGAAGAUGGCAUCAGUUUAUUGUCUCCUUCAUUAUAACGGCUGAUACUUUUCAAAGAGAUAAAACAGCACUUUUUUUUUACUUUGAGUUUCUACCUAUUUUUCUGAGUUAUUCUUGGUGUACUAACAUUUUAAUUAACUUAAAUUGUUCAUUUUUUACUGUUUUUGAGAAAUACUAUGUUUCUUUAAACAGAAGAAAGUGCACUUAGUUUGCACAACUGUAAAUCACAUUAUUCCAUAAUAGAAACUGUACGCAUUACAUGGGUUUGCAUUUCAUUAGCAUUUCAAAAGUAAUAUUUGGGAAUGGCCUCCUCACACCCAAAUAACGUAAUCAUUUUCAGCUUUGUUGCAAAGUGCCCAUUUUCUAAUGCUAUGUUUUCAUGAUCUAAGUGUUCCUGGGAUAAACAUUCCACAGGUUCUUCGGUAAAUAUGGUUACUUUGCAGAAAAUGUAUUAUUUAAAAGCACACAAAAUUGAAAAACACUAACUCUUCCUUGGGUGUGACAGAGAAGGGGCAGAGACAUUGCUGACAGUUGGGAAAAUCCAAUCUUGUGCUCUAUCACAUUCUGAUCGCGUCUCGACUAUGUAGUUUGUAUUUACAUUUAACAGAACUGCUUGUAAAAUUAUUAAGUAUAUUUCUACAUAUGCUUUUCUGCUGAGGUGCAACAUGUGAUUCCUGUGGAAAGGUGUUUGUAGUAUAAUCACUGAUUUUUAGUAUUUAAUUUCCUCUGCUUUCCGUGUCAUAGAAGCUUUGUUUUUGAAAGGAGAUGCAACACUGAAAUUACGCUGGCUUCCUAUAGAAAGCAUCGAGGCAUAGUGUUUGUAGUUUUGCCUGGCAACGUGUUUCCGUAUGUUGAAUGCCGGGUUAGGAGGGAGGGUUUCAGUUGUGCUUUUUUCCUGAAGAUGGCAGUUGUCUUGUAUUAUUACACCGACUUAGAGUCGGUGUAAAGGAAAAUGGAAAGCUACAUAAUCAAACACAUCUUAACUAUUAGUAGGGUAUAUAGAGGAAACAAUGCCUACUUAACAAAGUGUAAGUAGCACGUAUAUGUUAGGUUGGUGCUUUUUAUUUCAAAAAGCAGUUAUUGCCAGGGGUUAGCACCUCAUUCUUGUGGUAGUACUGCUUAGGCAAAGCUUACAUCUUGCGUCUGUUCUUACCACUGCAUUGCCUGGAUGUACAAUGACUCAGAAUGCCUUCCCUCUAACCAGAGAACUUGUUAAAACUAAAUAGACUUCAUGACUUUCCCUAUUUUUAAUUUUACAAAAAAACAUAUGCACAGAAACUUAAUGUAAGGUGGAGCAGGAGGAAGUUCAAUGUGGAGAUUGGACCUUCUUAGUAGCUUUGGCUUGAGAACAGAACGACGUGGGAAAACAGGUUGUGAUUCUUGUGGAGUAUUUUUUCUUUCUGUGGGUUAUUUUGUCCUAUACUAGGAAGAAAUUCAUACUCUUUCACAAGAGACCCCGUCAACUUCCCAAAACAGCGCACAGCACAGUGGUUAGGGCAUUUGUGUGAAACGAGAGACAUGCAGACUAAGCUCUGUCUUGCCUUGAUUGAAAGUUUUUGGACCUUAGAAACCUUCCUGAGGAAAGCUUUUCUGUGUUGAACUGGCACUUCUGACUUUAAACAAACAAACAAACCAAAAAAACACUAGCUGUACACAUGGCCAGCUGGUGUGCAAGGAAAAUAGAAAAUACAAUACAAAGCCAUUUAAAUAUACAUAGCCUUGUCUUUAUAUUCAUAUCCAGAAUGUGUAGUAUGUUGGUAUGUGACAUGAUUUACAGCUUAAACUUUGAGGCAUGCUAACUAAUUACAUGUGUGUAACAUGGAAUUGAUGUUGGGUUUCUAGGGUCAAGGGUUCUAAGGUAGUAUUUAAAUAAUCAUGUACUUAAAAUCAAUGACUUUGGUCAAAUGACCCAACUUGAGUUGUCCAGCAAUCAGCUGGAACUUUACUAAGAAUACCUUGUGUUUAAGGUUUGUGCCUGUGGCCUGUAAAGCAUGUGGCAUGCUUGAGGUUUAUGGCAGCAGGGACUGGGGAGUGUGCAGAAGUGAUCUAGCAGUCGUGUGUUGGUAAGGCAGGGCCUUCCUGGGGGGAAAGAAAGCAAAACUAAACCGAUCAGUAUGGUUUUAAAUAGGUUUCCUGUAAAAAUGUAUCUUUCGAACUGUGUGAUUGAAUUUACAUUUUUAUCUUUUAUUUGUAGUAUAUGUUUAUUAUGAAAAUGUUUGCAUUCAUAGCUGUAUUUGUUAAGGUAUAUUUCUGUAACGUGUCGUUACUUAAUAACAAACUUCAUCUUGAAGUGCAGUAAGUUUUCAUGGGGUACCCGUGUGUGUUGACAAUGGGCCUUGCAAUAAGUGCAUAGCCACUUGACCAAUGUUACAAACAUUUUAUUACUUCAUUUUUCAACUUUAGAUUAUAAUAUCAUUUGUCACUUAUUACAAAGGUAAGGUUUUUGCGUAGUAAUGUACAGUGUUUGGUCGUAUUAGGAAGCUGUUAAUUAUGCAAGUCUUCUACAAUGAUCAAGAAUGUAUUGAUCUGUAAAACUGAGCACUUUACU